Messenger RNA from Colletotrichum higginsianum IMI 349063, 1413 nucleotides. RefSeq names its product IFRD domain-containing protein. The record is from RefSeq and is a predicted model, not a curated record. Lineage: Eukaryota; Fungi; Ascomycota; Sordariomycetes; Glomerellales; Glomerellaceae. The coding region runs from base 1 to 1413 and encodes 470 amino acids. The transcript has a single exon.
AUGCACGACUUGCGUCUCAAGGUUCUCCGCGAAAGCGGCAAGACAGUUUCGAAGAAGGCGCGAUCUCGUCCCGAGUCCGCGCGAGCCUCGAUGAGAAACUCGCCCAAUGUGUCUCCCGGCCACUCCCAGAUUAACUCGCCAGCCCACUCGCACGCCGGCAGCCGUUAUGCCUCCGAGGAGGAGGGCAGUGACGACGAGUACGACGACAACAUGACUAUGAGCACGCUCUCCAACGGAUCAGAGACUGCGAUGGACGAGGCCACUGAAGCAGCAUGGACGCAACUCCUCCAGGACCGCAUUGUCGAGCUGCAAGAUCGGAAGCGAACGAAUACCAAGAUUCGCGAGACCACGCUCAUGUCGUACCUGCAUCUUGUCAAGCACCACUAUGGCGGCCGUCAAAUCACCAACUCACUGACCGAGAUCGUCACGGCCUUGAUGAAGAACAUUAGAUCCGGAGGCGGCUCCCUUGAACGCCUCAUGUCGCUUCAGUCCCUCACGGCCACGCUGCUCACUGUUCCUUCAGACGCGUUUUUCGAAGAUAUAUACCCACAACUCGAGAAGACCCUAGAGGACGAUGACAAUAAUGACGUCAAGGCCGCCGCCAUCUGGGCUAUGGCCAUCACAGCAAUGUAUGGCGGCGGCGGCGAGGACGCAGCGAGCGAGUUCCUCGAAUACCUCGUCACCAUUGUGGAAAGCGACGGAGAGGCUAUCGGAGCAGCGGACAGCGGCGACGUCGUCACGUCCGCGCUCGAGGCCUGGGCUUUCGUCGCCAGCCAGAUGGACGACAUCAGCGAGAACGUUUACUCGGCCAUCGACGCCUUCGUGGAGCAGCUCGACAGCACGGAUGUCGAUGUGCAGGCGAGCGCUGGCUUCAACAUCGCCUUCAUUUUCGAGGUCGCGCGGGAACAAGAAGAGGAGACUGGCGAGCCGAUGAACCUGCAAUAUGACCCGAAGAAGCUCAUUGCACGUAUGGCCGAGGCUUCCAAGCCAUCGGUGAAGCAGACGGCACGAAGAGACAGGAGACAUCUGCGCAAGCAGUUUGCCAGCAUCGUCUCGUCUCUAGAGCACGGAAAGGGACCCGGGUUCUCUAGCGCCGGACGGCCAGCCUUCAAUCCCCACACUGGCGGCACCAAGGUCGACCCACGAUCGGGCGGCAGAGGUGACGAUGAUGACGACAUGCGUGGCUUCGGGUACCGCGAGAAGCUGCGUCUGGGUUCUUCCGUGGUGUUGAUCGACUCAUGGUCACUUAUGGCUCGAGUUGAGGCGGCGAAAACCGUCCUGGGAGGGGGGUUGCCCACCCACUUCAACGACAACCCUACCGUGGCAGAGCUUCUCGGCGGCGCCGAGACGGAAGAGUCAGUUGGACAGACGUACGCAUUGAAUCCUAAAGGUGCUAAGAAAAUGAAAAGAUAG